CAGUACGUCAUCAUACGUACGGAUAGACAGCUGCCAAAUAAUCUAAGCUAGAUUCUAGACUAGUCUAAAAUUAAAAAAAAAAAAUGAUAAUACAUUUCAGUUCAGAUGAUGUGUAUCAAGCACUUAAGCUUUCAUAUUCGGUUGAUAGGGGAUGACAGCCUAGCAGACAAAUAUGAACCUGGGACUAUCAAAACGACCAGACAACAGUCCAGUCACUCCAGUGAGCAUACCGCAAGACCAGGCUGCCAUCCAUCCUUGCCAAAUGAUGAACACUUUAAACAACUUUUAGAAGUUUUGACACUACCUCCCCUCUAUACAACACUGCGAAUUAAUUCAGUAGAAAAUGAUCCAGAUAAUAACAUUUUAUUGGAGGAAAUUCAGCUCCAUCUCAAAAAGCAAACUGAUGCUCUCUGUAGACCAGAAUACAACAUGUUUAUUCAUCCUGUGUUGAAAGACUGUUUACUUAUUCAGAACAGAGGACCCAAAACUAUUGACGUGGUAGACAAAGAAAUCAUUGUAGAUUUGUCCUGUGGAAUGGCAGUUCUCAGAGGUGCACAUGUUUUCAAAGUAGGAAUUAUGGGAGCUCCAAUGAGUCUUAGAGCUGGCGAUGUUGUAUCUGUGUAUGCUGACCUUGAUGGACACUGUUUGAAAGGAACAGCUACUUGCUAUAGUAAUCAGAAGUUGUUUGUUGGAAAUGGUGUAGCUCAUGUUUCUAGAUCUGAUUUGUUUAACUCUCAGACUUUACAAAGUGGGAUUGGCAUACUGAUGACUCAUCCGGUAUAUGAAGCCCCUUCCCUUGCAGAAAUGUUAACAGUCAGGAUUUCUUCUCAAAAUUUACCCUCUAUUGCCUGUGUCUAUGCUUUGGAUCCACAGGAAGGGGAGAUCAUUCUAGACAUGUGUGCAGCACCAGGAGGAAAGACAACUCAUAUAGCUGGCUUGAUUGGAGAUAAAGGACUUGUUAUUGCACUAGACAAAAGCUCUCAAAGAGUAAAGAAAAUGCAAACCUUAAAGAAGAAGAAUAUAGAGAUGUAUGUCUUUGAUUCAACAAAAGCAUGGUGUCCUAGUGCAGAUGGCUCUAAUAGGCCACCCUACAGCCCAGAGACCUUUGAUCGUAUUUUGGUGGAUGCUCCUUGCAGUGCUCUAGGCCAGAGACCUUGCUACAAAAAUGAGAUUUUACUUAAUCAACUCAGAUCUUAUCCAGUUAUCCAGCAUCAACUUUUAAAAACGGCUGUCAAGUUAUUAAAACCUGGAGGUGUGAUGGUCUACAGUACAUGUACAAUAACCAAAGAAGAAAAUGAGGAUCAAGUUUCUAGACUGCUAGCUACAAAUCCCCAAAUAGAACUCAUACAUACACCUUAUAAACUUGGAGGUGAUGCUUUACCCACUUGUGACUUAUCCAGUGAAGACAAAUCAAAAGUUCAGAGAUUCGAUCCUAGUUUUUUAUAUUCUGAUGACAAAGACCUUUACAAUGUUGACACUAUUGGAUUUUUUAUUGCGAAGUUUCAAAAAUUAAAAUAAAUUAAAACUUGAAUUUUAAUAUAUGUAUA
This is a messenger RNA of Biomphalaria glabrata, 1547 nucleotides long. Its product is annotated as tRNA (cytosine(72)-C(5))-methyltransferase NSUN6-like. The coding region runs from base 106 to 1518 and encodes 470 amino acids. The record is from RefSeq and is a predicted model, not a curated record. Gene Ontology annotation, molecular function: RNA binding; methyltransferase activity. Lineage: Eukaryota; Metazoa; Mollusca; Gastropoda; Planorbidae. Gene Ontology annotation, biological process: RNA methylation. The transcript is spliced from 11 exons.